Molecule: messenger RNA, 189 nt
Organism: Clunio marinus
Lineage: Eukaryota; Metazoa; Arthropoda; Insecta; Diptera; Chironomidae
Source: the annotation of a GenBank genome assembly
AUGCCGACCUUUCCAGCUUACCACAUCAAACCAAGCGAAAAAGCACAUAAACUCACAAAAUUAACAGAAAAGCGAGCACAUAUAGAGAUGAAAAAUAGAAUGUUUCGAUCAGAUGAAACGUCACUAGUACUAGCAGUAGUAAUAAAAUUUCCAAUUCCAAAGGAAGAAGAUAAAAUUAAAUUGAGAUGA